This is a messenger RNA of Vespula pensylvanica (western yellowjacket), 794 nucleotides long. RefSeq names its product integrator complex subunit 12-like. The coding region runs from base 69 to 794 and encodes 241 amino acids. The record is from RefSeq and is a predicted model, not a curated record. NCBI's taxonomy places the organism in Eukaryota, Metazoa, Arthropoda, Insecta, Hymenoptera, Vespidae. The transcript is spliced from 2 exons.
UCUCUCUCUCUCUCUCUCUCUCUCUCUCUUUCUUCUUUUUUCUCUUGUUAGAAAGAUUAUUGAUAAUUAUGUACGCGGAUAAUUCGGCCGAUAUCGAUGAAGAAUUUUUCGACGCGUUGGCCUUGUUGCGUUCGAACGAGGACGACAGUGCCGAGAAGCUUAGGAAGAUGUUGGACGAACAAAUCGAGAAAAGAUAUGGUACGAGCAAAACAUUGGCUUUUAGAAUGCCUAAAGAGUUUCUACAAAAGGAAAGGACUUCCUGGAAAACGUAUUCGAAGAAUUCAAUUAAAUUGACAUACGAUAAAAAUCAAGUGACUAAUGAAUCUAGCAAUAAGGCUAACGACACAAACGACAAAUCUGUUGAAAUCGUUGAAGUUAAUUUUAAAAAGAUUUACGAAGAGGAAUAUGAAGAAUUUGAGAAGAUCGACGUACCGAGAAUCUCCAUUCCCGAUGAUAUCUCUAACGAUGGUGCACUUUGCAAGAUAUGCAACGGCACGAAGCUGGGUCCUCUGAUAUUGCUCGAGUGCCAAGAGUGCCAAGAGAUCUAUCAUCCCCUUUGCCAUAAUCCAGCGGUAGUCGAUAUCGACGUCUACGAUCCCAGACUCGUUUGGCGAUGUGGAAAAUGCGUCGAAGCUACGGCCUCCACCUACGAGACUACUACUUUGGAGGAGGAGAGAAAGGGUGACGUUAAAAAAAUUACAAAUAAUAAAUUUGCGAAAUCGGUCAACGUCGAAAAGAAAAAACGUUGCGUUAAAAUGUACGAACGUGAAAAAGUUUUCAAACGACGUCGCUGA